GGAUUCGAAGUUAUACACUACAAAUACCUAACGCGUUUUCAACCCAGUGGGUGGUCUUUACACAUUUGGAUCUCAUAGGAGUAUCUUCCUCCUAAGGCAAUACCAGCCAUCUGAUAGUGUCACACUUUGGCACUCAUAUAGACAUACUUCACUCUUUUCUCUGUGAUAGGAAUGAAAACUACAAUUAUUUUGUUGUACAAGUAAUACCCACUUUGUUGCUUGUGAGGAUUUUUUAAUAAUAGAUGGAGGAUUGUAAUAUAUUUGGUUAUUCUCUGUUGUCUGUAUAUAUUCCUUUGGUGUCUGACGCCUUCUGAGUUUGUUUCAGAAUUUAUAAAGACUGGUAAUUACAUAUUAAAUCAAACCUGAUUGUAAUUAGACGAACCUCACGAGUGUGUUGCAGAUCGCCUUAAACCAUUUGCAAAAAAAAUAAAAGAUCUAGACGCAUUUAUAAUUCAGCCGGAAAACACACAGAGCAGUCUACUUACAUUUACGGGUUCGUUGCUGACUCAUUUUUACUAAUCCUGACGUAGGGAAUGGUUUCAUUGGUUGUUCUUUCCAAGAACAUAACAUAUUGAUUCACAAUAACGGGUUUUUAUCUCAAAGCACCAAGAUACCUGCACUGAUCACACUAGAUGUUCAUGGAUAUGUUAAUUUCAGUAUGUUCUUAUAAAAAGUAUUUUAGUAUGUCUCAGAAGCACUACUACUUGAUAUCCGAGACGGAUUGAUGCAUAAAAUGAGCUGUUUCAAGCAUGUGAAUGAACUAUGUGUAUCUUCCGGUACAACGGUGUACGCUCAUCGUCGGUAUCCAAGCCUUCUGAUUCAAACAUUUCGUGUCUACAAUCCUAUGGACUGGGAUAACACUGUCAAAAUUGAUAAAGGUAACCUAAGGAAUUGGACAGAACUUGUUUCGUUACGUUUUAUUCGACUUCAACAAAAAAGUGGAUUAAAGAAUCAUGCUGCAGAAGAAGUCACAUAUCAAAUUGCUUGUGGAUUAAUACAUUUACCUGUAUCAGAUAAUUUUAAAUCAAAUGAUCAUAAUCCAAUUAUAGCAAAAGUAUUAGUAGUUGUUGUAUAUGAGCCAGUAUUUCCAGAAAAUCUAACUGUUUUAUCUGGAUCAGCCCAGUCAUAUACUUUUAUUACUGGUAUCCGGAUAUCAGAUCAACCAAUAUUGAUUACAGAGCAUGAUUUAAUUCAAUUUAAAUCAGAUCUUGGACAUUUGGCCAAAGAACGAACACGACUGGAAUCGUUAAUUUCAUCUGAAUUAAUGUUUGCCUUGAGUUAUCCAGAAAGUGAAUUACGUAAAGAGCAUACUGAUGCUUGGAAUUUCUUAUGGACAUCAGGAAUAACUAUUAGUCAUUCCUAUGCUCCUAGAGCUGUCAAUGCAAAAGAUAUCAAUACAACAUUAUAUUACAUUGCAUCAAAUAGUCCAGAUUUAUUAUCAACUCAAUCAUCAAUGAUGAAUAAUUCAACUAUAAAUGAGUAUAAAGUUCGAUAUAAAGAUUAUAAUCAGUGUUUUCGAGGGACGUAUACUUUAGAAACAAAUUCAUUAUGGCAACCUGUUACAUCACUUGCAUCUAUGCAUAAUUUAAUACAGUCAUGGCGUCAUAUAUUAAUUGAUGGUGGAUGUGAGAAAUUACUCCAAUCCGGUGUUUAUGGUGUUCAUCAGGCUGUACUUCGUAGUAUCGGUUCGUUCUAUGUAGGCUAUGAUCAUACAUCAUUUGAUUAUCCAACAGAUUCAUUGUAUCGUGAUAUUCUAUUCCGUCGAAUUCAUUUAAAUAAACCAGGUGUUUAUGCAAAUUUUGAAAUACGUCUAUUAUCUCGUGAAGGUAGUAUUAGUUCACCACAUUUAAUGGCUGUUGAAUUAUCUGUAUGGCGUUCUCCAAGUCUUACAACAUUAUUAUCUUCAUCAUUAUCUAAUAAUGUAUAUGACAAUAGUAAUUCCAUUCUUCAAGCUAUUAAUUUUUUUAUUAAAUUAGAGAAUGAUGCAUUAAAUAGCUCACUUUAUGUUUGUCCAGCUGCUUGUUAUUCAACACCAGUUCUAGUCAAGACUACUAGACUCGUCGUGCCAUUUACCGUAAGUAUACCGCCUACAGCACUAAUGUAUCUAGGAACUGAACUCGGAGAGCUCAAGAAGUACAGUCAAACUCUACGUUAUGUUAAAAUAUCUCCCGGUCCAGCACCCAGACAUGAUAUAAUUACAUUGCAUAGACAUGGACAUGCAUUCGGCGGGUUACCAUGGCUUUUUUGGAUUAGUUUGGUUUUACUGAUCGCUAUUUUUCACAUGUUUUUCUGUAAAAUCAUAUACAACGAACUGCGAAAUAAGAACCAGAAGUUUGAACCUCAGAAUUCCUGGAAGUUACCACGAUACGCGUCUGAUUUGAUCUCCUCAACAGACCUCGAAACUAAAGCCCUUAGAAACACCCAGAUAUCAAGACGAAGAAUAGUUGAUUUAGACACUGUCCCAUGACUGGGUCAUAGUGAAUCUAACUAUUUUUCAUCCAAUUUGCUUUCUUUUAUAAAAAAAAAAUUUUUAGAGAUAAACAUUUAUAUACAUAUAUGAAACAAAACUGUUUUGAACAAAGCACGGUUAUUCAUACUGAAAAAUAUAGUGUUAGAAAGUAAUAU
Messenger RNA from Schistosoma intercalatum, 2625 nucleotides. NCBI's taxonomy places the organism in Eukaryota, Metazoa, Platyhelminthes, Trematoda, Strigeidida, Schistosomatidae. The record is from the annotation of a GenBank genome assembly.